UUCGUUUUCUAGUAUCAGCAGAGGUCGCCGUCUAUUCCGACAUUUACAGACCUUCUGCAAGCAGUGGUUUUCUUAAUUAAAGCAAUCCAAGCUGCACCGCAGAUACUGGCAGUCUAGGACAGAUUAUACUGAAAUGAUUACUGCGUCAGCGUUUUGCAGGGGGGGGGGAAACAGAUCAGACCCAAAUUGUAUUGUUCGAAGUGGAUUAAUUAGCAUUAAAUGACUCCCACCGUGGUCAGCAAAAGUAAACAAAGUUGAAACUGUGAUAGAAAAUAAAACUGCAUUUCCCAGAGUGCAUAUUGAAGGGAAGCCGGAAAAGCUUCCGUUGUACGGAAGAGAUAACUGAAUUAGAUCUUAGGGGAGAACGAUACAGUAGAAACAACUUGAAUUAAAUAAUUAAGAUUAGUUGUAACCGUACGCGAUGUCUGUUAAAGAUAGGGACCCUUCUGGAAACGAAUUAUUGCGUUUGAUUUAUCAGCAUCUUAAUGAAAAUGGGUACCAGAAAGCAGCUAAAGAACUCAAACUGCACGUUGGGCAGAAGGCUGUACCUACGCAGGAGGCUUCCCUCCAAGACAUCUACUCUUACUGGGCAAAAGCCCCGGAACAUUUGAGGAAGAGAAAGUUAAACCAGGUUAAUAGUGUUUCUCCGCGCAAGAAGCCUCGCCUAUCCGAUCCUGCCAGCAGCAGUGAGAGCUCUGACCAGGAGGAUGCAAGCAAAACACAGGCAAAGGACAGUAAAGCAGUAGGGAAGUCUCCAGGCCCUGCUGCGGUAAGGAAGUCUCCAGGCCCUGCUGUCCUGGAAAAGAUACUCCAGAGCAGCAGCGAGGAAGACUCGGACUCAGACUCCUCAGAGGAAGAACCAGGGAAAAAAGCUGCCCCGGUAAAACCGGCAGCAACUCCGAUCAAAGCCACUCCAGGAAAGGUUCUCCAGGCCAGCCCUGCUGCCUCAAAGCUCAUCCAAAACAAGGCCACCCCAGCAAAGGUAUCAAGCCCAGCCCCGAGCAAGCCUGUGCCUGCCACUGCUAAACAGUCUAAGGCUCCUGGGACUGCAAAGAAGGAGGAGAGCUCUGAGAGUGACUCGUCAGAGAGCGAGGAGGAAAAGACACCAGCUGUGAAACCACUGCAGAAGCCUGCAGCUCCAGUUUCUAAGGCAGCAAGCAGCAGUGAGGAUUCAUCCAGUGAGGAUUCAGACUCCAAACAAGAAGCAAAGACAAAAUCCCAGGUAACGUCGGUGGGAAAGGGACCCCUUCCUAAAGCAGUCCAGGCCAGCACCACCCCGGGAAAGGUUGCCACGACGACCUUGGCCUCAGGCACACCUUCUCAGGUGAAGUCAGCACCGGGGAAGGUCAUAGCUGGGAAAGGGAAGGGGAAGGAGACAGGAAGUUCAGAGAGCGAGAGCAGUGAUUCGUCAGAGAGUGAAGAAGAGACAACAGUACAGAAAUCCUUCAUCAAGCCGAAGGCAAAUCAAGCGUCUGUACUAACUGGGAAGCAAGUUGAUGCAAAGGCUGCCCCGGGAAAAAUUUCUUCUGCAGCCCCAGGGAGAUCCACCAAGCCAGCUCCAAGCCAGGCCACGGCCACGCCAAAGACUGCUGCAGUGGGGAAGAAGAAGGGACAGGAGAGCUCCGAGAGCGACAGCAGUGAAUCUUCAGAGAGUGAGGAGGAGAAGCCACCUGCACAGGCAGCAGUCAGGGUGCCAAUAGCAAAUUCACUGGCAGGAACACCAGCGAAGCAAGUCAGUAAAAUACAUAUUUUGGGGAAGGCUUCUUCUCCAGCCCCAGGCAAAUCCCCCAAGCCAGCUUCAAGCCAGGUCAAAGCCAGCCCAAAGACAGCAGCAGCAGGGAAGAAGGAGAGUUCAGAGAGUGACAGCAGUGGCUCUUCAGAGAGUGAGGAGGAAGAGGAGAAGCCAUGUGCUGUCAAAACUCCCCUGAAGCCAGCUCUCAAGAUUGCUGCAGCGACUCCAGAAUCUCAUGUAAAACAAAGGGGGUCUGCUGCUGCAUCCAAACCUGCAGCCUCUGAGUCUGACAGCGACAGUGAUGACUCCAGUGAGGAGGAGGAGGAAACUCCAAGGAAACCUCUUCAGAAAGCAUCUGUUGUAAAGGCAACCACCCCUGUUUCUAAAACUCCUUUGAAAACACUCGUCAAGGGCACUCCUGCCAAGCCAGGGGCAGCUAAGCCAACCCCAGGGAAGGUUUCAGCUCUGACCCAGCCUGCAAAGACCACACCCAGCCAGGCCAAAGUAACCCCCAAGGCAGGGAUUGGAAAGGAAGAGGAUGAGAGCAGCGAUUCAUCAGAGAGCGAGGAGGAGGAGCGCACGCCAGUCACACCAGUAGUAAAGCUACAGCAGAAACCUGAAGCUACCCUGAAGCGGUUAGCUGUGCCCACAGUUUCCAAGACAAAGGCUUGUGAGAGUGAGAGCACUGAGGAUUCCAGCGACGAAGACCCAGCACAGACCCUUCAAGCACAGAAGGCCCUGGUUGCCAAAGUACUGCAGCAGAAUAAGUGUUCAGUGAACCCAUCCCCCCUGAAACCCGGCACAGUGACGCCUGCAUGGAGCAGGAACAAGACUCCCGUGAGGCCAGCGGGGACUCCAGCAGGGGAGGACAGCUCUGAGAGCGACAGCAGUGAUACGGAUCUGGAGAAGUGCAGAGAGCCGGCUCGCACGCCUACAGUGAAAACUCCUGCAAACACCAAUCAGAAAAAGGAGAAGGUAACCCCUGCAUGGAAGAGCCAACCACAGGAGGAGGACAGUGACUCAGACAGUGACUCUUCUGAGGAAGAAGCCGCGACAAAGCCAACUUUAACUGUAAGCACCUCAGCACAGAAGACAAGCCAAAAGGGAGCAGAGAAAGGAGCACUGGCAGUGAAAGCUGAGAGGAAAACAAAAGCCAAGGCUGCACCUAGGAGUCCCAAACCUACUGGGGGCAGGACUAAAGAGACUGCCGUGGGGAAGACGAUCCAGCAGCUGCUUUCCAUUGCAGACAGCGAGUCACCAGAGCCCUCUGACAGCGACGCUGAGGAUGAGGAAGCCACUACGGCCAUCAAAAUCACUGGAGGAAAGACACAAAAAACCACUGGAGGAAAGAAACAAAAAAACACUGGAGGAAAGAGAGCGUCAGGGAUGACCGAAUCGGAGCAGUCUUCUUCUGAGGAGAGGAAGAGAAAACGACCUGCUGGCACUGCUGCUGCAGGGGCAAAGAAAGAAAAGAAGAAAGAGAAGAAAUCAAAGCUGGCUAAAAAGCUGAGGCUGACAAGCGAGGACGGCAAAUCUGUCUCCCCAUCAAGUGCAAAGCCAAGCCCUAUUUCAGUAAAGGGAGAAAAGCGGGAGAAAAAAAAGAAGUCAAUGAAAGACAAGAAGAAGAAAAAAUUUAAGAAUACCCCUUUCCGGCCUGCUCGUGGGUUCAGUUUGGGCACACCCCGCUCGGCUGGUAAUAGCCCCGUACUAACACAGUCUCAGUCAGCAAAGAAAAAAAAGAAGAGUAAAUUGACACUGUCCCAGUAAACCACAGGUGGAAGUUUGCUUUACGUCAGAUAAGAUGGACUUCAGGUUUGCAAUGGAGCUAAAGGGAAAAGUUGCCCCAUCCACAGAUGCUCCUCUAUAUAUAUAUAUAUUUUUGUAUUAAAAAAAAAACAACUAAAAAAACUUGACAAGAUUCUUUCUAUUUGUUCUAACGUUUUCUGUUCCGGCUUGUGCUUUUUGUAGGUUUCUUACAAGCUUGUGAAGUAAAUGACAAUGUAUAUUUUAAACUCUUUGUUAUAUUUGUGUACCUGAAGUAGGAAAUAAAGGUUUAGUUCCAGUUUAGCAGA
This is a messenger RNA of Acipenser ruthenus (sterlet), 3804 nucleotides long. Its product is annotated as nucleolar and coiled-body phosphoprotein 1-like. Gene Ontology annotation, molecular function: protein binding. Bases 422 to 3499 code for a protein of 1025 amino acids. NCBI's taxonomy places the organism in Eukaryota, Metazoa, Chordata, Actinopteri, Acipenseriformes, Acipenseridae. The record is from RefSeq and is a predicted model, not a curated record. The transcript is spliced from 18 exons.